Molecule: messenger RNA, 3733 nt
Organism: Physcomitrium patens
Lineage: Eukaryota; Viridiplantae; Streptophyta; Bryopsida; Funariales; Funariaceae
Source: RefSeq, a predicted model, not a curated record
AUAACCGUACCUCGGCUUAGAAGUUUCGGACGAGACUCUUCCCUUCCCCGGCUCACCAGUGCAAGCACAACAUCAAGCUCCUCCGUCCUCUUGCGAAAUGCUGUCUGGAAGUCUUUUGUUCUCCUCCGAUUCGUUUCCAUCGCCUGCAUCGAAGUUCCUUGCGCCAUAGCUUUCGCAGCAGAGGUUUCCAUCCACGCUGAACUCGCGGGGUUGGACUCUCGGUUGAAUUCUUGAUCCGAAGAAUAGAUGUUUGCAGUGGCUUGGAAGAAGAUCACGUGACAGAAGACUGGAGGCGAUCCCUUCAAAUUCCCUACUGAUUGGAUCGUGACCUUUCAGUUCGAGAAUGUGCGUGUCGCAGAGACUUUUUGGUGAAGUUUGGAAUCCUCUUUUUCAAGGAUUCCUUGUCAAAACCGCCCCUUCGCGACUUGAAAUUGGAACCCACAUGGUGCACAUGCUGGGAUCCCAAGGAUUCAUUACACGAUUAUGCAUGUGAAUUUGAAGGUAAUACUAAGAAUUAAAGGUGAUUGCAAGGUGCAGCCGGAUGGCUGUGUCCAUGAAGAAUGUCGACAUUGCUUUUCAAGGAGUUGGGCAGAAACCAGGAAUGGAAAUCUGGCGCAUUGAAGAUUUCAAACCAACGCCCUUACCUACGGAAUCCUAUGGAAAAUUUUACUCCGGCGAUUCUUACAUUGUCCUCAGGACCACAGCACUAAAGACUGGAGGUUUCCACUACGACAUUCACUUUUGGCUAGGAAAGAACACAACCCAGGAUGAAGCUGGCACUGCGGCAAUUAAAACAGUUGAGCUGGACGCUGCUUUAGGUGGUCGCGCUGUUCAAUACAGAGAAACUCAAGAACAUGAAACGGAUCUUUUUCUGUCUUACUUCAAACCUUGUAUCAUUCCUUUAGAAGGGGGUGUUGCUUCUGGAUUCAACAAAGUGGAGGUUGAGAAGGUGGAGCCUCGUUUGUUCAUUGUCAAAGGGAGGCGCGCAGUUCGAGUUUCACAGGUCCCCUUCGCCCGUUCCUCUCUAAACCAUAAUGAUGUCUUUGUUCUGGAUACGGAAUCAACAAUCUUUCAGUUCAACGGAGCAACGUCUAGCAUCCAAGAGCGGGGAAAAGCUUUAGAAGUUGUCCAAUAUAUCAAGGAUACAUAUCACGAUGGAAAAUGUGAAGUUAUCAUUAUAGAUGAUGGUACGCUCGGGUCCGAGGCAGACACAGGGCAGUUUUGGGUUUUAUUCGGGGGUUUCGCUCCACUUGCAAGGAAAGCUGCCGUUGCAGAUGAUGCUCCUAAGUUGACGAAACCUAAGCUUUUCUGUAUCAUUGAAGCCAGCUUCAAGGAAGUAGAAAUCUCUAAAGACAUAUUGGACAGCAGCAAGUGUUAUCUGCUUGAUUGUGGUAAUGAGCUCUACAUAUGGGCGGGUCGUAAUACAUCUCUUGAUGCACGAAAGGCUGCUGUUUCAACAGUAGAGAAUUUCAUCACUAAUGAGAAAAGACCAAAGCACAGUCAGAUUAUCCGAAUCAUUGAGGGAUUUGAAACAUUAGAGUUUCGGUCACAUUUUGACAACUGGCCAUUACAUGAACAGUAUCCUAUCUCUGAAGAAGGAAGGGGCAAAGUUGCAGCUUUGUUGAAGCAGCAAGGCCUCAACACGAAGGGCAUUCUUAAGGGUUCGCCUGUCCGAGAAGAAUCACCAUCACUUCCAAGUUUGAGUGGCAAGCUUGAGGUUUGGAGGAUAGUAUGUGGUAUGAAGAAACAAAUUGCUGCUGAAGAAAUUGGAAGAUUUUACGAAAACAGCUGCUACAUUGUACUGUAUACUUAUCAAGGAGAAGAACGUAAAGAGGAAUACCUUCUUUGCAAUUGGAGUGGCCGGCAUUCCCCUCUGGAAGAUAAGGAUGCGUCCCUGAAAGUUAUGAAAGACAUGAGUGUAGCACUUAAAGGGCGUGCAGUGCAGGCUUACGUUGCACAAGGGAGGGAACCCAUUCAGUUUUUGGCGCUGUUCAAAUGCAUGUGCAUUCUGAAGGAGCCUCCCAGUUUAGGCCAAAAAGACAAUAACGCAGUAAUGUUGGUGCGGGUGCGAGCUGCUGGUCCGAAAAUUGUACAAGCCGUACAAGUAGAGCCUUCAUCCGCUUCGCUGAACUCCUCCGAUUGCUUCCUGCUUCAAACCAACUCAAAAUUGUAUGCCUGGUCAGGCAAUCUUAGUACUUUUGAGAGUCAAAAGGCGAGUCUGCUAGUGGCGGAAAUUUUGAAGCCUGGUGUUAUAGCAAGGGCUAUGAAAGAGGGUUUAGAGCCUCCGCUAUUUUGGAGUUCUCUUGGAGGGAAACGGAAAUAUGCAAGUCAGAGAGAAGCAAGAGAUGUUCCGAAGGAUCCACGACUGUAUGCUUGCAGUCUGUCACAAGGAAAUUUGAAGGUGAUCGAAGUACAUAAUUUCACACAGGAUGAUCUUCUGACGGAAGAUAUCAUGAUCCUGGACUGUCACAAUAUUAUAUACGAGUGGAUUGGCCAUAAUACGAGCACAGACAACAAAGAGCAUUCCUUAAGCAUUGCCAAGAGAUUUCUUGAACGAGCAGAAAAAUUGGAUGGAGCACAACCUGAUACUCCCAUCUUUAUACUUGCAGAAGGCUACGAACCAAUAUUUUUCACCUCCUUCUUCUCAUGGGAUUCCAGCAAGGUCAAUGUCAAUGGAGACGCAUAUUCAAGAAAGCUUGCAGGGCUUCAAGGACGACGUAUUCCUUCAGAGAAACCCCAAAGACAUCUUACAUCAAGUUCUUCAGUUGGAGCCAAAGACGAAUCCACACAACGGGCUGCAGCUAUGGCAGCUCUCUCAUCGCAGUUGACGAAAGAGGGGAAGUUUUCCAAGGUUGUCCAAAAUAUAAUCAAUCAGAAUAAUUCAGCCUCUGCUCCAGUGAGUCCUAGAUUUCAUCGACCAUCAACUGCUAACUCUCAAAGAGCUGCUGCAAUGGCAGCUCUAUCGUUAAUGUUUGGUACGAAAAAAGCAGGAUUAGCCUCUUCAGUUUCAGUUGAUUCUGAUUGGAUCGCUGGAAGUUCGCCGUUCACGAAAAUGGAGGCAUCAGGGGAUACAGAAUCUGUAACAAGCUCUAAGUCUGAAGAUGGAGGGGAUGAAGGGGAGGAAAUCACCGAAUUUUUCAGUUAUGAUCGCCUGAAAGCAUCGCCCACGGAUCCUGAUUUAAAAAUAAAUGUAAAAAGAAAAGAGGCUUACUUAUCUCCCGAAGAUUUUGAGAAGCUGUUCGGAAUGCCCAGAAGCCAGUUUUAUGAGUUGCCAAAGUGGAAACAGGAUCAACGCAAACGCAAUUUACAACUUUUUUAGUUCAUCAUUAUUUACGACUUCACAUAGUGUGAAUUUCUAAGGUAUCUUUUGUUCAUCUGUAAGAUGUAGCAUGAGUAGUAAGGGUGCAUGUCUCACCCAACAUGUAAAUCGAGCUUUUGGAAUAUUUCCAAAUUUCGCAUAAUUGAGAAGCUGUGAUAGGCCUGUCCCUUCGUGCAACCAUCCAAGUUGUAUAACUAGUAAGAAUAGAGUUCUGCAUUCUAGUGCAACUAUCACUGUCAAUAGACGUUUGAUGUAUAGUACACAGCUAGAUACCUAAGUGAUAAUAGGUUGAAUAUUAGAGAGUCCAAAUUUAGAACGUACUGAUGAUGUAAUCCAGGUAGAGAAGUCAUUGAUGUACCCAAUGUGUGCAUUAAAUUAAUAGUAUUGCUUCUGGUGCUCAUACAUUUCAGGGUC